AUGGGCAACCUUGCAUCUACAUACCAGAAUCAAGGUCGGUGGGCGGAUGCGGAGAAGCUGGACGUGACGGUGGUAGAGGCGACAAAGCGUGUGCUCGGCGAGGAGCAUCCUGAAACACUGAUCAGCAUGGGCAACCUUGCAUCGACAUACAUGAAUCAAAGUCGGUGGACAGAUGCGGAGGAGCUGCAGGUGACAGUGGUGGAGGCACAAAAGCGUGUGCUGGGCGAGGAGCAUCCUCAUACACUGAUCAGCAUGGGCUAUCUUGCAUCAACAUACUGGAAUCAAGGUCGAUGGGUAGAUGCGGAGAAGCUGGAGGUGACGGUGGUGGAGGCGAUGAAGCGUGUACUCGGCGAGGAGCAUCCUGAGACACUGAUCAGCAUGGGCAAUCUUGCAUCUACAUACCGGAAUCAAGGUCGGUGGGCGGAUGCGGAGAAGCUGGAGGUGACGGUGGUAGAGGCGACAAAGUGUGUGCUCGGCGAGGAGCAUCCUGAAACACUGAUCAGCAUGGGCAACCUUGCAUCGACAUACAUGAAUCAAAGUCGGUGGACGGAUGCGGAGAAGCUGCAGGUGACGGUACUGAAGGCGAGGAAACGUGUGCUCGGCGAGGAGCAUCCUUCAACACUGAACAGCAUUGGCAACCUUGCAACUACAUACCGGAAGCAAGGUCGGUGGACGGAUGCAGAGAAGCUGCAGGUGACGGUGGUGGAGGCGAGGAAGCGUGUUAUUGGAGAGGAGCAUCCUUACACACUACGUAGUAUGGACAACCUCAUCUCAACAUAUCACAAACUGGGUCGGUUGUCUGACGCAGGAAGGCUCGAGGCGGAGGUAAGGGAGAUCAGGAAGAGACUCGUUCCGAAUGACCAUGAUGUAUAA
This is a messenger RNA of Stereum hirsutum FP-91666 SS1, 873 nucleotides long. RefSeq names its product ATP/GTP binding protein. The transcript has a single exon. Gene Ontology annotation, cellular component: kinesin complex. The record is from RefSeq and is a predicted model, not a curated record. NCBI's taxonomy places the organism in Eukaryota, Fungi, Basidiomycota, Agaricomycetes, Russulales, Stereaceae. Gene Ontology annotation, molecular function: protein binding. Bases 1 to 873 code for a protein of 290 amino acids.